Scophthalmus maximus (turbot) is the source of this 14064-nucleotide messenger RNA. It is a transcript of the gene dnah1, whose product is annotated as dynein, axonemal, heavy chain 1. The record is from RefSeq and is a predicted model, not a curated record. Gene Ontology annotation, cellular component: dynein complex. Lineage: Eukaryota; Metazoa; Chordata; Actinopteri; Pleuronectiformes; Scophthalmidae. The coding region runs from base 999 to 13541 and encodes 4180 amino acids. Gene Ontology annotation, molecular function: dynein intermediate chain binding; dynein light intermediate chain binding; minus-end-directed microtubule motor activity. Gene Ontology annotation, biological process: microtubule-based movement. The transcript has 78 exons.
GGCGGUUAGAGCCACAGUAUGUUGACAUUUAACUCGGUGAAUUAAGGGUCUAUGUUGACCAAGAGUUGUGUUUUGUUACCCGUCGAGUUUGAAUGAAGUGUGUUUGACAACGAGAUAUCAAGGGGAUGAAGCUGGUCUUAGUUCGGUGGAAGGGAGACACUUGAAUUCAGCGGGUGUGUUUUUCAGCUUAAUAAGGAAAAUAGGUGUAGGACUAUUCCCUUUCUUUCGUGCACAUGUCAUCCUAUCAGCUGUGGCCUGUGUGUGUGUGUGUGUGUGUGGCUCAGAGGCUCAGACCUGCAGCUCUGAUAUCUACAUCCAUGACACAGACAGAGAGCCGAGGAGAGAGAAACAAAACACAGGAUAGCCGAGGAAGAGAGAGAGAAAGAGAGGAGGGAGAUAAAACAAGAUGAGGGAGGCCAUAACUGAGGGAUUAUCCCAAGAGGCAACCGGAAACAUCCCAACUGAUGAUGCAGAAACAGACAGCAGCAGAAGAUGGAGAGACAGACAGACAGACAGAUAGUCGAGAGACAGACAGAAAGCAGCAGAUGAUGAGAGACAGACAGACAGAUGGUCGAGACAGACAGAAAAACAGCAGUAGAUGAUGGAGAGACAGACAGAUGAAUGAGAGACAGACAGAGAGUCUCUCUUUUUCUCUCUGUGUGUGUGUGUGUGUGUGUGUGAAUACACAUUUUGCAGAUUGCUGUUUUUCCAAUAAAUGAUUCAUCUUCAAUAGCUUACUAUUACUAUUACUAGCAACUACUUAUAUAUAUUUAACAUCACACUUUAUAAUUCAUCUGGAAAGUAAACAACAGUUUUUCAGGUACACAUUUAAAUUUUUCAAUGAUUAAGACAUGUACUUUGACCAGAGUGGAUAAAAAACCCAUCAAAAUGGAGCUUGUUUAUCAAAAAUAAGCCACCAAUGUCCUCAAGUCCUAGAAACGCCAAGAAGUGUGAGGAGAUCAAAGGGGAGGAAAUCGAGAAGUGUGAGAAGAUCAAAGAUGGAGGGCAAACAUUUGCCUGGUUUUGGGGAGCGGGUGCCUCAUCCCCCCGGCAAACCUCCAGAGCCCAAGCCUCCAACUCUAAGUCAUAGAUACAAACUCCCUCCAAUCAAGAAAUGUUUCGUAAAAGAACAGCCAGGCUUCUACUCAGGCGUCAUCACCACAUUCAAGUUCCAGCCUCCAACAGUGGGACCUGGGGUCCAGCAGAGGUCACAGGGUCAAUCCGACCCUCAGUCAAGUGCGAGCAAUUCACAGAGAGAGACAACCCUCAAGUCGGACCAGUGCGAGCGUGUUGAAGAGGAUUAUCACGGACCUGUCUCACACAUAUCACAGAACUCUUACUUCCGCAGGGGGGGAAAUACUCCCAAGGUGCAGAUAGCCUACCAAACCAUUCCUGGCAAGAUACCCCGCAAGUUACAGAUAGAGAGACGUCGAAGGGAAUACUUGAAGUUAGACUUUGAAAAGCUCCUCGAAGAAAAAGGAAUCGAUUCUAAUCUUAUAAUACCAAGAAAUCCAAACAGCAGUGAUGAGCAUGUGAUCACACCGUGCAGCCCGUUGUCACCCUAUCUUCCACUGGAGAUCUUUGACAACGAGGAGUAUGACUGCCGGACUCCAGACGACUGGCUUGCCCUGGGCAAUGUUGAAGGAUCACCUGAUCAAAAACCUUUACCCGCAAAAGCACUGCUGCCUACAGAUGACGCAGUUCCUUUUAAGGACACCAAAACCUCCUGGCAGGAGCACAGCUGGCAGUUUGUGGGGGUUCUUGACUACAAUAGAAAGAAAAGGCAGUACCUGGUGCAGAAGUUUCAUGAAAACGGCGAACUGACAGAAGAAAGCAAAAUAGACACUAAGUACUUGGUACCCAGGAUCAGACUGUUAUUCAGUGCUGAGGACCCACGUAUCUUUAUUGAACGGAUUCAGUUUGCCCUACGCUUGAGGGAAAAGACAGAGGCUCUGCUCCUCUACCACUUGUCUGUGGAUUGCAUGCCCACCUGGAGCGGAACGCCAUCCCUUGAUACCCCCAGUCUCCAGCGUAUGAAAAAACAUGCUCUUUCAACGCCUGGACUAAGGCUAAAGAAGUUGGAGAGGUGUGUAGGCGACCUGGAGAAAGAGAUCGAACUGGACUAUCAACGUGUUAUGAACCGCAUGAGCUUCGACAUGGUUGUGAUAAGCCACUCAGAGUUCUCACACAUCACCAUGCCAAAGAAGGACCCUGAGCAUGUACCACAAAAAGGGUGCAUUUCAGUUCCUCAGUUUGCCUAUGAGAAGAUCAGAGCGGAAUUUGUCUUCCGUUCCCUGCUGACACAGCCAGAGGUCAUCUGUGCGUUAUCUGAAAUAUGGUCUGAAUGCAACAAAGUAGCGACAAUGAAGCUGUUCAAUGUCACCUCGGUCAAACCACUGCGCCUGGAAGAGUUUGAAGUCCUCCAGUCUCAAAUGCACACUCAGAUAAGCCUGUAUCUUCACGAGUCAUGGAGGGUCACGCUGACCAACAGCAUCCGCUCCAACCUGGGGAGCAUCGGCCAGGGCGCAUACAACAUAAAUGAGUCUCUCUGGGAGAUGUACAAAUUGUCCAAGCUCUACAGACUGAUGGCGGUGGUGCGCUUCAGUAUGCAGGACUCCCUGCGCUACCUCGUGCAGGAUUCGCUGGUCAGCCUGACUCACCUUCUGAUGGACGCCUGCCAAAGUGUGCUGACCUGUCCUCAGGAUCUGGUCUGGGGAAACGACCUCAUCAGUAGCCCGUACAAGCCAAAAAAGAACCCUCUGUUCUUGGUGGACUUGGUUCUGGACCAGACUGAGGUUCAUUACAGCACGCCGGUGGAGAAAUUUGCGACAUCUGUUGUUAAUCUGUUUGAUAAGGGCAUUCUGGCCACGUACAACGUUUCAGAGCUUGAUAAGUUUGUGAUGCAGAAGUUGUUCAUUGGUGACGAUCCGUUGCUCGUGUCGGUGACUUUGUGGGAAACAAAAGUGACUGAGCUAAGAGAGAAGAUCCGCAAUGCUCUGAUAAAAGCAGCCAUACCUCUCGUGGCUUAUGCUGCUGAAUAUGAGGAACAUUUAGAGCUGUACAACUUGGACAUGGAAACAUUUCUCAAUGGUCAGGCGUCUGCGGAGCAGACAUCUCAAGAAGUGAAGAAAGAGGUGGAACAACAUCUCAAAGAAAAGGAAAGGAUUGAACGCUCCUUGCCAUCCUCCAUCAUGAUUGGUCCAUUUAAUGUCCGUGUAGAGGCUGUACGCCAGGCGCUCUGUAACAAAAGAAAGGCUUUAGCCAAUGCAAUGUUGCAACGCCUUACUCUGAAGCUACGCAAGAAGAUCGAUGAUGCGUGUGAAGAGUGUAACAUUAUGAGCAGAAAGUUACGUGAGAACCCCGACACCAUUGAAGAGCUGGCUGAAAAGAGGGACUGGAUGAAACAAAUCCCGGGACAGCUCAAGAGUUACAAGGAAAUUAUCAGCAAGAUCCUAUCCGACUAUGAGCUAACAGAAGAACUUUGCUACUGUCUUCCGGAUGAGGAUGCAAAUAAAAAGUGGACAGCGAUCGGAUGGCCUCAAAAGAUAAUCAGCCAGAUUGAAGCAACAGCCGUCCAGCAUGUGGAGGAUGAGGAGCGCUUCCGCAAGAUCCAGCUAGUUAAUCAGAACAGCUUCGAGGAAACCCUGGACUCUCUACAGAUGCUGGUUGCUGGGUUUGCGAGCCAUGCAGACAUUAAUCAUGCCCAUGAGGUGGCCAACGAGGUGAGGCGUACAAACAAGCAGCUCAAGGAGUGUCAGAAUUUGGCCCAGACCUACAACACCAGAGAACGUCUGUUUGGUGCUCCUGUCACGAACUAUGAUCAUCUACAAAAGAUGGUUAAGGACUUCCAGCCUUUUAAAGACUUAUGGACCACCACCUCUGACUGGCUACAUUGGCAUGAGUGCUGGCUCAAUGACCCGCUGUCGUUCAUCGACCCUGAGCAGCUUGAGCGUAACGUCACAGAUGCCCUCAAGACCAUGCACAAGUGUAUUAAGCAGUUCAAGGACAUUCCUGACUGCCAGAUGGUGGCAACUGCGAUCCGCAGCAGGAUAGAGGAGUUCCACCCCUACAUCCCUCUGAUUCAGGGCCUCAGGAACCCGGGGAUGAAGAGUCGCCAUUGGGAGUUGCUUUCUGAACGCAUUCAGAUGAAAGUCAAGCCCAAAGCCAACCUGACCUUCUCCCGCUGCCUGGAGCUCGGCCUGCAGAACCAUGUGGACGACAUAGCUCAUGUGGCUGAAGUGGCUGGGAAAGAGUACACCAUUGAGCAGGCCCUGGUGAAGAUGGAACAAGAGUGGGCGCCAAUACUGUUUGAUGUGCUGCCUUACAAGGAUACAGGCACCUACAUCCUCAAGAGCCCAGAUGAAGCAUCCCAGUUGCUAGACGACCACAUUGUCAUGACGCAGAGCAUGUCCUUCUCUCCCUUUAAGAAAUUCUUUGAGGGCCGCAUCAACACCUGGGAGAGCAAGCUCAGAAUGACUCAAGAUGUGCUGGAGGAGUGGCUGACUUGUCAGCGGUCCUGGCUCUACCUGGAGCCCAUCUUCAGCUCUGAUGACAUCACCCAGCAGCUGCCUGUGGAAGGAAAACGAUACCAACAAAUGGAUCAAACAUGGAAAAGAAUCAUGCUAUCCGCCUUCAAUAAUCCAAAAGUGAUUGAGCUGUGUCCUGAUGCGCGCCUGCUAGACAAACUGCAGCAGUGCAACACACUUUUGGAACAGGUGCAGAAGGGUCUCAGUGAGUACUUGGAGACUAAACGAAGCUCCUUCCCCAGGUUUUACUUCCUGUCAGAUGAUGAGCUCCUGGAAAUUCUUUCCCAAACCAAAGAUCCCACUGCUGUUCAACCACAUCUGCGCAAAUGCUUUGAGAACAUUGCAAAGCUUAAAUUUCAGUCAGAUCUAAAGAUCACACAUAUGUACUCCGGAGAAGGGGAAGAGGUGGAGCUGUUCCUUCCAGUUUGGCCGACCGGAAAUGUGGAAAACUGGCUGAAGCAUGUGGAGUUGUCUAUGAAGGCCACGUUGAGAGAUAGCAUCGAACGCUCACUCAAAGUCUACCCUGAGCAACCUCGGGGAGAGUGGGUGUUGUCGUGGCCGGGUCAAGUGGUGAUAGCUGGCUGUCAAGUCUUCUGGACUAUGGAGGUGUCUGAGGCUUUGGAGCAGGGAGACAUGGCCAACCGCCUUUACCCUCAACUACAAAGACAGCUGGGGGACCUGGUGCAUCUGGUGAGAGGGGGUCUCUCUAAUAUGCAGCGAGCUGUGCUCUCUGCCCUCAUUGUCAUAGAGGUCCAUGCUAAGGAUGUAGCAGCCAAGCUGGUGGAGCAGAAGGUCUCAAGCAUCAAUGACUUUGAGUGGAUCAGCCAGCUCAGGUACUACUGGGCAAAAGAUGACUUGUACAUCCGAGCUGUGAAUGCAGAGUUCUUAUAUGGAUAUGAGUACCUUGGUAACUCUGGACGCCUGGUCAUCACCCCUCUCACAGACAGAUGCUACCUGACCCUGACAGGUGCCCUGCACCUGAAGUUUGGAGGAGCUCCCGCAGGUCCAGCAGGGACAGGAAAAACAGAAACCACUAAAGACCUGGGAAAGGCUCUGGCCAUACAGACGGUGGUUUUUAAUUGCUCUGAUCAGCUGGACUUCAUUGCCAUGGGCAAGUUCCUCAAAGGACUGGCCAGCUCUGGUGCCUGGGCAUGCUUUGACGAAUUUAAUCGUAUUGAUGUGGAGGUGUUGUCAGUGGUGGCACAGCAGAUCACUACGAUACAAAAGGCCCAACAGCAAAGGGCGGAGCGGUUUGAGUUUGAGGGGUCAGAGAUCCCUCUUGUCCCUUCUUGUGCUGUAUUCAUCACUAUGAAUCCUGGAUACGCCGGUCGCACAGAGCUGCCCGACAAUCUCAAGGCCCUGUUUCGCCCUGUGGCCAUGAUGGUCCCUGACUAUGCCAUGAUAGCUGAGAUCUCCUUGUACUCGUUUGGCUUCAGUGACGCCAAAGUCCUCUCCAAGAAGAUCACUGCCACGUUCAAGCUCUCCUCUGAACAGCUCAGCGCUCAGGAUCAUUAUGACUUUGGUAUGAGAGCUGUGAAGACUGUGAUUUCUGCUGCUGGAAACCUCAAGAGAGAAAAUCUUGACAUGGAUGAGGAGUUGAUCUGCCUGCGGGCCAUUGGAGACGUCAAUAUACCAAAGUUCUUACAGGACGACCUGAAGCUCUUCAACGGUAUUGUGUCCGACCUUUUCCCCAACACGAAACAGCAGCCAAUCAACUAUGGCAUACUUGAAGAAUCCCUGCGCAGUGUAUGCAACAAGAAGCACCUCAAAGAUGUGGAUGGGUAUAUCAGUAAGUGUAUUCAGCUGUAUGAGACCACUGUGGUGAGACACGGCCUGAUGUUGGUGGGACCCUCUGGAUCUGGUAAAACCAAAUGUUAUGAAAUACUGGGUGACGCAUUGACAGCUUUGAAGGGCCAGCCCUCUGUGAGUGGUGGGAUGUACGAGCAAGUUCACAUGUUUGUCCUCAACCCAAAAUCUAUCACCAUGGGACAGCUCUAUGGGGAGUAUGACUUGCUCACCCAUGAGUGGACAGAUGGUAUCCUAUCAUCUCUUAUACGUGGAGGGGCAUCAUCUAUGGACACAGAGAAAAAGUGGUACAUGUUUGAUGGGCCAGUGGAUGCCGUGUGGAUUGAGAACAUGAACACUGUGCUGGAUGACAACAAAAAACUGUGCCUCAGCUCAGGAGAAAUCAUUAAGCUCUCAGAUGUGAUGACCAUGAUGUUUGAGGUGCAGGACUUGGCCGUGGCGUCCCCGGCCACGGUGUCUCGCUGUGGCAUGGUCUAUCUGGAGCCCAGCAUUUUGGGCCUCGUCUCUUUUACAGAGUGCUGGCUGAAGCAGGUCCCUGAAGCCUUGAAACCAUACACGGAACAGCUCAGCUCCCUUUUUACCAGAUUCCUGGAGGACUCCAUCACAUUUGUCCGCACGUCAGUAAAGGAGGUCAUCACUUCCUUAGACAGUAACCUUGCCUGUAGUCUACUGAAACUAAUGGACUGCUUCUUCCAUCCCUUUGACACUAAAGAGGAUGAAAAGCCACGACCUCAAAAGAAACUGGACCGUCUGAAGGAGCUGAUCGAGCCCUGGUUCUUUUUUUCUCUGGUGUGGAGUGUAGGAGCCACAGGAGAUGCGGCCAGCUGCCAGCGCUUCAGUGCCUGGUUCAAGAAGAAAAUGGCAGUGGAGAAGAUUCAGUUAUGUUUUCCAGAGGAGGGCCAAGUCUAUGACUACAGGCUGGAUGAUGCAGGGAUUAGUGCCUUGGAGGAGGAUGAACAAGAGGAGGAAAGAAAAGUCGAGUGGGUCAGCUGGAUGAAAUACACAAAGAAAGUAGACAUCACCCCAGAGACAAACUAUUCUGAUAUCAUCGUUCCCACGGUCGACACUGUGAGAAUGUCUUUCCUGAUGGAUAUGCUUCUAACCAAUAAGAAACCUGUGCUCUGUAUUGGACCAACUGGCACAGGAAAGACUCUGACCAUGUCCGACAAGCUGCUGAACAACAUGCCGGCGGAAUUCAUCACACACUUCCUGGUGUUCUCUGCUCGCACCUCAGCCAACCAGACUCAGGACUACAUCGACAGUAAACUAGACAAAAGGCGCAAGGGUGUGUUUGGGCCUCCUGUAGGGAAAUACUUUAUCUUCUUCAUUGACGAUCUAAACAUGCCAAUGUUGGAAACCUAUGGUGCCCAGCCUCCUAUUGAACUUCUGCGGCAAUGGAUCGACCACGGAGGGUGGUAUGACAGGAAGCAGAUAGGUACUUUCAAGCACUUGGUGGACAUCAAUUUUGCCUGUGCCAUGGGACCUCCAGGUGGAGGCCGCAAUCCCAUCACCCAGCGCUUCACUCGCCACUUCAACUUCCUGUCCUUCACUGAAAUGGACCAUGGCAGCAAGAAGAGGAUUUUCUCCACCAUCCUAGGCAACUGGAUGGAACCCGUGCCAGAAAUCCAGCCGCUGAAUGAGUCUCUCGUAGACGCCACUAUCCGAGUCUACUCUACCAUUACUUCCCAGCUUCUCCCAACGCCAUCCAAGUCCCAUUACACCUUCAACCUUAGAGACCUGUCCAAGGUCUUCCAGGGUAUCCUCAUGGCUGAGGCUGGCAUGAUAGAGGACAAGACGCAGCUGCUGAAGCUGUGGUACCACGAGAGCUGCCGGAUUUUCCAGGACCGCCUGGUGUGUGCUGAGGACAGGGACUGGUUCAACCAGCUGCUGAAGGAUUGCAUUCAGGAGUUUGACUGCUGCUUUGAGGAGGUGGUGUCUUGCCAACCCGUUGUGUACGGAGAUUUCAUGAUUCCUGGAGCUGACAAAAGAGUCUAUACGCACAUAGAAGAUAAGGACAAGUUGGCAAAAGUCAUGGAGGAAUACAUGGAUGACUACAACCAGAUCAGCACCACUAAGAUGAAGUUGGUGCUCUUCAUGGAUGCCAUCGAGCAUGUGUGCCGCAUCAGCCGCAUCCUGCGCCAGCCCCUGGGCAACGCCCUGCUGCUUGGAGUGGGUGGCAGUGGGCGCCAGUCACUCACUAAGCUCGCAUCUCAUAUGUCAGAGUACGAGUGUUUCCAGAUUGAGCUUGCGAAGAACUACGGUCAAACAGAGUGGAGGGAAGAUAUUAAAGGUAUCAUGCUAAAAGCUGGUCUUCAGAACCAGCAGAUCACUUUUCUCUUCGUAGACACACAGAUUAAGAGUGAGUCCUUCCUGGAAGAUAUCAACAAUAUUUUGAACUCUGGAGACGUUCCCAACCUGUAUGCGUCAGACGAGCAGGAGCGCAUCCUGAUGACAAUGAAGCCCGUGGUGCUCGACCUGGGACAGCAGCCAACUAAACCCAACCUCAUGGCUGCCUACAUAAGGAGGGUCCGCAGCAACAUCCACACUGUGCUCUGCAUGAGUCCCAUCGGCGAGGUGUUUCGCGCACGGCUGAGGCAGUUUCCCUCAUUGGUGACAUGCUGCACCAUAGACUGGUUCAGCGCGUGGCCAGAGGAGGCUCUGGAGGCUGUGGCCAAAUCUUUUCUCAAUGAUCUACCUGAGCUUGAAGCCACCCCCACAGCCAUGAGGGGACUGACAUUGAUGUGUGUGAAGAUCCACCAGAUGGUUGCCAAGAAGUGUGAACAGUACCUUGCUGAGCUUUCACGCUACAACUAUGUCACACCCAAGAGCUACCUCGAGCUGCUGAAAAUCUUCUCAACUCUCACUGGACGCACGAAGCAGGAACUGUGUGUCGCUCGUCACCGCAUGAAGACUGGUCUGGACAAGCUCCUUAGCACAGCAGAGGAUGUGAGUAAAAUGCAAGAUGACCUGGGGACAAUGAGACCUCUUUUGGAGGAGGCUACUAGGGAAACUGAAGUCACCAUGGAGACCAUCAAAGUAGACACAGUGGUUGCAGAGGAGACACGGAAGUCGGUGCAGGAAGAGGAAGCAAAAGCUUCAGAGAAAGCCUGUUUCGCAGGGGCCAUAGCAGCAGACGCCCAGCGAGAUUUAGAUGAGGCGUUGCCGGCUCUGGAUGCUGCCCUCACCAGCCUCAAGUCGCUCAAUAAGAAUGAUGUCACUGAGGUACGUGGAAUGCAGCGACCACCCCCGGGGGUGAAGCUGGUUAUUGAAGCGGUGUGUAUUAUGAAAGGCAUCAAACCCAAAAAGGUACCCGGAGAGAAGCCUGGCACCAAAAUCGACGACUACUGGGAACCUGGAAAAGGUCUGUUACAGGACCCUGGCAAGUUUCUGGACGGCCUGUAUAAGUAUGAUAAGGAAAACAUCCCAGAUAAUGUGAUCACUUUAGUCCAGCCCUACAUCGAUAACGAGGAAUUCCAGCCAGCCUCCAUUGCCAAGGUGUCCAGGGCCUGUACUUCCAUUUGCCAGUGGGUGCGAGCCAUGCAUAUAUAUCACUUUGUGGCCAAGAAUGUGGAACCAAAAAGGCAAGCUCUCAAGGGGGCCCAGGAUGACUUAGCGGAAACCCAGCUCAUCCUGGAUGAUGCCAAAGGAAAAUUGGCAGAGGUGGAGGGUGGCAUUGCCACUUUACAGGCCAAGUACCAGGACUGUUUGGCUAAGAAAGACGAGCUGGACAACAAGUAUCAACUGUGUGAGGCCCGUCUUGUCCGGGCAGACAAGCUCAUAGGCGGACUGGCAGAUGAAAAAGUGCGCUGGAAGGAAACAGUUCAACAUCUGGAUUACAUGGUGGACAAUGUAGCAGGCGACGUGCUUCUAUCUGCAGGAUACAUAGCAUACCUGGGACCCUUCACUGGGGAAUACAGGGCAGCCAUGGCAGAUGAAUGGCUGCAUUCUUUCAAAGAACUAGAAGUUCCACACACUGAGGCACCAAACCUGAUCAGCACCCUGGGGGAUCCAGUCAAAAUCCGCUCCUGGCAGAUAUCAGGUUUACCGAAGGACAACCUUUCAGUUGAGAAUGGUGUGAUUGUCCAGUACUCUCUGCGCUGGGCUCUGUUCAUUGAUCCUCAGGGACAAGCCAACACGUGGAUCAAAAACAAGGAGCGGGAAAAUGGGUUAGAGGUUUUGAAGCUCAGUGAUCAAGAUUUCCUACGCAGUCUUGAAAACACCAUUCGCUUCGGUAAGCCCUGCCUUUUGGAGAAUAUAGGCGAGGAGCUGGAUCCUGCUCUCGAGCCUGUCUUGUUACAACAGACAUACAAGCAUCAAGGUGGCACAGUGCUGAAAUUGGGUGAUACCAUCAUCCCCUACCAUGACGACUUCAAGAUGUACAUCACCACCAAGCUGCCAAACCCACACUACUCCCCUGAGGUCUCUACCAAAGUCACCCUCAUCAACUUCACCCUGUCACCCAGCGGUCUGGAGGACCAGUUGCUGGGCCAGGUGGUAGCUGAGGAGCGUCCAGACCUGGAGGAUGCCAAGAACCAGCUGAUCAUUAGCAACGCCAAGAUGAAACAGGAGCUGAAAGAAAUUGAGGAUGAGAUCCUGUUCCGGCUCAGCUCCACAGAGGGAAACCCCGUGGACAAUGAGGAGCUCAUCCAAGUGUUAGGGGCUUCCAAAAUCAAAGCAGGAGAAAUCAAGGCCAAAGUGAUGGUGGCAGAGAAGACAGAGAAGGACAUUGACGCCACCCGUCUGGAGUACGUGCCGGUGGCUGUGCGCACGCAGAUCCUCUUCUUCUGCGUAUCCGACCUGUCCAAUGUUGACCCGAUGUACCAGUACUCUCUGGAGUGGUUCCUUCGCAUCUUCUUGUCGAGCAUUGCCAACUCUGAGAGAGCAGACUCCGUGAAGGCGAGAAUCAUCAACAUCAAUGACUUCUUCACGUUCAGCCUGUACAGCAAUGUGUGCCGCAGUUUGUUUGAGAAGCACAAACUCAUGUUCGCCUUCCUCGUGUGCACUCGCAUCAUGAUGAACAAGAACAAAAUUGACAUGGGUGAGUGGCGCUACCUACUAUCUGGGGGGAUGCCUGUCCAGGAGAUGUCCAACCCCGCAGUGAGCUGGCUGUCGGAGCGCGCCUGGCAGGACAUCCUGAGCCUCAGUGCUCUGGACAACUUCAGCAAACUGGCAGGGAGCUUCACCAAACAUCUGCAGGGCUUCAAGAAGAUUUUUGACAGCAUUCAGCCUCACAGAGAGGCGCUGCCCGAGGAGUGGGACACAGGGCUGGACUCAUUCCAGAAGCUCUUGAUCCUGCGCUGUCUGAGGUCUGACUGCCUCAUUCAAGGCCUGCAGGACUUUGUCUCAGCUCAGUUGGGACAGCGCUUCAUAGAGCCUCAGACGUCAGACCUGUCCUUGGUCUUCCCGGAUUCGUCCCCCUCUACUCCCCUCAUCUUCGUCCUCUCCCCUGGCACUGAUCCCGCCGCCGACCUCUACAAAUUUGCUGACUUCAUGCAGUUCUCCAAGAAAUUGAAUGCCAUCUCUCUGGGCCAGGGCCAGGGCCCCUGGGCUGAGAUUUUGAUGCGUGCUGCCAUGGAAAGAGGUCAGUGGGUCUUUUUCCAGAACUGUCACCUGGCACCCAGCUGGAUGCCUUCACUGGAGAGACUCGUCGAAAACAUCGACCCAGCAAAGGUGCACAAGGACUUCCGUGUUUGGCUCACAAGUCUCCCCAGCAACAAGUUCCCAGUGUCCAUUCUCCAAAAUGGUUCCAAGAUGACCAUUGAGCCUCCGAAGGGCAUCAAGGCCAACCUACAGAAAACCUACCUGAGGCUUACUGAUGAUUUUAUCACUUCUUCCACCAAGAUAACAAACUUGAGGUCGUUGCUCCUGUCUCUGUGUCUGUUCCAUGGCAUUGCUUUGGAGCGAAGGAAGUUUGGACCUUUGGGCUUCAACAUUCCCUACGAGUUCACAGACGGAGAUCUGAACAUCUGCAUCAGCCAGCUCAAAAUGUUCCUGGAUGAGUACCAGGACGUCCCAUACAAGGUGCUAAAAUACACGGCAGGCGAGAUAAAUUAUGGUGGCCGAGUGACAGAUGAUUGGGACAGACGAUGUCUUCUCAGUGUGCUGGAGGAUUUCUACUGUCCUGCUGUUCUUUUGGACGAUUACCUCUACUCCUCGUCUGGAGUCUACCGGCAGAUAGACACAAAUCUGGAUAUCAAGGGUUACUUGGCAUACAUUCGUGGUUUGCCCAUCAACGACACACCUGAGAUCUUUGGUCUCCAUGACAACGCAAACAUCAGUUUUGCCCAGAAUGAGACCUUCGCCCUGCUGGGAGCCGUGGUUCGCCUGCAGCCGCGAGCUGUGUCUGCCGGGGGGAAAACUCCAGACGAGAUAGUGGAGGACAUAGUGGGUGGCAUCGCUGAAAAGAUCCCUCAGCCUUUCAAUGUCCAGGAAGUGAUGGAGAAGUACCCAGUCCUCUAUGAAGAGUCCAUGAACACAGUGCUCAUGCAGGAGGUCAUCAGAUACAACAGUUUGCUGUCGGUCAUCUCUCAGAGUCUCGGUGAUAUUGUGAAGGCCCUGAAGGGUUUGGUGGUGAUGUCAUCGGAGCUGGAGCUAAUGGCCAGCAGCCUGUUCAACAACACGGUGCCUGACAUGUGGAAAGCCAAGGCCUACCCCUCUCUGAAGCCUCUGGCCUCCUGGGUGUCAGACCUGCUUCAGAGGAUCAGCUUCGUGCAGAGUUGGAUCUAUGACGGCAUUCCACCCGUCUUCUGGAUUAGUGGCUUCUUUUUCCCACAGGGUUUCCUCACUGGGACCCUGCAGAAUUACGCCCGUCACAACAGGGCCUCCAUCGACACGAUUGGUUUAGACUUUAAGGUAAUGGUGAAGUCAGAGUCGCAGUUGAGAGAGAAACCAAACGCGGGCUGCUACAUCCGCGGUCUAUUCUUGGAGGGCGCUCGCUGGGACGGCACGGCAGGUCAGCUUACAGACUCCAGGCCCAAGGAGCUCCACACAAAAAUGGCCGUCAUCUGGCUGAUCCCAAAACCCAACCGCAAAUUUCCGACCUCUGGGGUCUACGUCUGUCCCAUCUACAAGACGUUGACACGUGCCGGGACACUCUCCACCACGGGCCAUUCCACCAACUACGUGAUCUCAGUGGAGCUGCCCUCGGAUCGCUCCCAGGGACACUGGAUCAAACGGGGAGUGGCCCUCUUAUGUGCACUGGACUACUGAACACAAACAUACACACACUGUGUCAUUUGCUGUCUAAGCACUCUCUUCAUAUCACUCAAAGUCUUCUUUUGUUCGUGUUAGGCGCUGUUUUUGCACAAUGCAAUAUUUUAAUGUGAGAGUUUCGUUUAUGAUUAAUUACUUUGAUGAAAAUAACCUGUUAAGACGUAUUCAGUUACUGGAUACUGUAAGUCUUUAGGACUCACUCUCUCCCUCUCCACACUAACCACUGAACCACCACACACACACACACACACACGCGCGCGCGGCCUGCUCCUUUAAGGGCCAUUUGAGAGAUAUGAGUCAACUGAAGGAGGGUGGCGCUUACACGAAUUUGACAGUGACUGGCCAUGUGAACACAACCACAAGGACUCUGGACCAACGGGACAUUAACAGACGCGUCUCUCUCUCUGACUGGAAUCUAGUUUUUGUGUGAUCCCGAUGUGCGGAAUUAUUAAGGUUUUUAUCUGGGAAGACUGGUAAAGUUGACAGCGCAAUAAACACUUUAUAUAUAUAUAUGAAUACA